AUGCACUGCUCGAGUACCGGCAAGACUCUAUCCCUCCUGUGUGCCGCCCUCGCCUGGCAAGAGAAGGAGAAGGCUGCUGCUCUGCAGAGAACCAAGGAAGCGCAGGCCAGCAAGCGGACGAAGCUCGAGGUGGAGCUGAGUGAAGAGGAUGUCGUCCAACUCGCUGGCCCGCUUCACUUCGAUCUUGUUGUCUUCAUCCAGCGCGCGCAUCAUGCUUGA
Molecule: messenger RNA, 219 nt
Organism: Acanthamoeba castellanii str. Neff
Lineage: Eukaryota; Discosea; Longamoebia; Acanthamoebidae
Exons: 4
Coding region: 1-219 (72 amino acids)
Source: RefSeq, a predicted model, not a curated record